Molecule: messenger RNA, 730 nt
Organism: Carlito syrichta (Philippine tarsier)
Lineage: Eukaryota; Metazoa; Chordata; Mammalia; Primates; Tarsiidae
Product: elongation factor 1-alpha 1-like
Exons: 2
Biological process (GO): translational elongation; translation
Molecular function (GO): GTP binding; GTPase activity; translation elongation factor activity
Source: RefSeq, a predicted model, not a curated record
GUGGGACUUUGUUUCAAAAAUAAAAAUUAGCUUUUUCGCAACGAGUUUGCCGCCAGAGCACAGGUGUCGUGAAAGCCACCCCUAAAGGCCAAAAUGGGAAAGGAAAAGACGCACAUCAACAUUGUCGUCAUUGGACACGUCGAUUCCGGCAAGUCCACCACCACCGGCCACCUGAUCUACAAAUGUGGCGGCAUCGACAAAAGAACCAUCGAGAAAUUCAAGAAGGAGGCUGCUGAGAUGGGAAAGGGCUCCUUCAAGUAUGCCUGGGUUUUGGAUAAGCUGAAAGCUGAGCGUGAACGUGGCAUCACCAUCGAUAUCUCCCUGUGGAAAUUUGAGACCAGCAAGUACUACGUCACUAUCAUCGAUGCUCCAGGACACAGAGACUUCAUCAAAAACAUGAUUACAGGCACAUCUCAGGCUGACUGUGCUGUCCUCAUUGUUGCUGCUGGUGUUGGUGAAUUUGAAGCUGGUAUUUCCAAGAACGGGCAGACCCGUGAGCAUGCUCUCCUGGCUUACACACUGGGUGUGAAGCAACUAAUUGUUGGCGUUAACAAAAUGGAUUCCACUGAGCCACCUUACAGUCAGAAGAGAUACGAAGAAAUUGUUAAGGAAGUCAGCACUUACAUUAAGAAAAUUGGCUACAAUCCUGACACAGUAGCAUUUGUGCCAAUUUCUGGUUGGAAUGGUGACAACAUGCUGGAGCCAAGUGCUAACAUGCCAGUGGAACCAC